This is a messenger RNA of Galeopterus variegatus (Sunda flying lemur), 744 nucleotides long. It is a transcript of the gene PRTN3, whose product is annotated as proteinase 3. The record is from RefSeq and is a predicted model, not a curated record. Gene Ontology annotation, biological process: proteolysis. Lineage: Eukaryota; Metazoa; Chordata; Mammalia; Dermoptera; Cynocephalidae. Bases 97 to 744 code for a protein of 215 amino acids. Gene Ontology annotation, molecular function: serine-type endopeptidase activity. The transcript is spliced from 5 exons.
CUCGCCUGUGUCCUGCUGGCCUUGCUGCUGGGUGGUGCAGCCCGGGCCGCCGACAUCGUGGGUGGGCAGGAAGCGCAGCCCCACUCGCGGCCCUACAUGGCGUCCCUGCAGCUGCUGCAGACCCCGGGCAGCCACUUCUGCGGGGGCACCUUGAUUCACCCGCGGUUCGUGCUGACCGCCGCCCACUGCCUGCAGGAAAUCCCCCACAACCAGGUGAGCAUAGUGCUGGGGGCCCACGACCUGCAGACCCCCGAGCCCACCCAGCAGAGGUUCAGCAUCACUCGCCUGUUUGGGAACAAUUAUGACCCGGAGCAGAGCCUCAAUGACAUCCUCCUUGUACAGCUGGACCGCCCAGCCACCCUCCGCGCUGAGGUCGCAGUGGCCCAGCUGCCGCAGCAGAAUCAGCAGCUGCCCCAGGGCACCCAGUGCCUGGCCAUGGGCUGGGGGCGCCUGGGCACCCACGCCGCAGUGUCCCGGGUCCUGCAGGAGCUCAAUGUCACUGUGGUCACCUUCCUGUGCCGGCCGCAGAACGUGUGCACGCUGGUGCCCCGUCGCAGCGCUGGCAUCUGCUUUGGAGACUCUGGUGGCCCCUUGAUCUGCAACGGCGUCCUGCAGGGUGUGGACUCCUUCGUGAUCCAGGGCUGCGCGACCCGCCAGUACCCUGACUUUUUUGCUAAAGUGGCCCUCUACGUGGACUGGAUACAGUCGGUGCUGCGCAGAGAGGGGGGCCACGGCAGUCCCUGA